Molecule: messenger RNA, 2742 nt
Organism: Andrographis paniculata
Lineage: Eukaryota; Viridiplantae; Streptophyta; Magnoliopsida; Lamiales; Acanthaceae
Product: zinc finger BED domain-containing protein RICESLEEPER 1-like
Exons: 4
Coding region: 254-2308 (684 amino acids)
Molecular function (GO): DNA binding; protein dimerization activity
Source: RefSeq, a predicted model, not a curated record
GGGUUACCCAAACCCGAUCCGUUUUAUUCAGAGAAGCGGCAGAACUAUCGAACCAAAUCAAACCACAGCGAAGCGGAUCCGAUUUGCGGGCGUCUCCUCCAAAGUCCAAACCUUCUCCAAAGCCUGAAAUCCAAACCCUAACCCUUUUUCGAUCUUUCGGAUCCUCCGGUCGGACUCUGUCCGCAACUUCGAUUCCGUCGUCCCGGCGGAAUUCCCGUUCCAGAUACCAUAUUCUUGACGUCGUGUACAUGUCAUGGAAAUAUUAAAUGAGAUCCCUGCCAAGAAAACAAAGAGGUUGACAUCUGUUGUAUGGAAUCACUUUGAAAGAGUGCGAAAGGCUGAUGUACAAUAUGCUGUCUGUGUCCAUUGCAAGAAGAAAUUAAGUGGGUCCAGUAAUAGCGGCACAACACAUUUAAGAAAUCAUUUGUUGCGGUGUUUGAAGAGAUCGAACUAUGAUGUUUCACAAAUACUUUCUGCAAAGAGGAAGAGAAAAGAAACCAGUCAAAGUCCACUUCGUCAAAGCAACCUUCCUCUUACAGUCCUCAACUAUGAAGAUGGAAAAAUGAAGGAUGACCUCCUCAGUCCUGUACCUCUGAAAUUUGAUCAGGAGCAGAAGAAAGAAGAGACAAAUCAGAAUAUCAAUUUGGGAAGCAUUAAAUUUGAUCAAGAGCGAAGUCGGUUGGAUCUGGCUCGAAUGAUUAUGUCACAUGGUUAUCCAUUGGCCAUGGUGGAUCAUGUUGGCUUCAAAAUAUUUGUCAAGAAUCUGCAGCCGUUGUUUGAGAUUAAUAGUAAUGAUGUCGUUGAAUCAGAUUGCAUGGCCAUCUACGCAAAAGAGAAAGAGAAAAUAUACGAUGCCAUUUUCAAUCUCCAUGGUAGAAUCAACAUUUCUGUUGACAACUGGACUUCACCUGAUAAUUCUGAAUAUGUUUGCUUGACUGCUAACUACGUCGAUGAGGACUGGAAGCUUCAGAAGAAGAUGCUUAAUUUCUUAUCAUUGGAUCCUACACACACUGACAACGUACUUGCAGAGGUUAUUAUUAAGAGGUUGACUGACUGGACCAUUGACCGCAAGUUGUUUUCAAUGACAUUUGAUGAUUGUUCUGGUUAUGAAGUUAUGGUUUUCAGGAUUAAGGAGUGGCUAUCCCAAAAUAGAUUCCUUUUAAAGAAUGCUGAAUUAUUUGAUGUGAGAUGUGUUACACAUCUGGUGAAGUCCAUUGUUCAGGAAGUGAUGGAAGCAUCUCGGGAUGUGAUACAUAAAGUUAGGGAGAUCAUAAGGCAUGUGAAAAAUUCACAAGCAUUGCUAGGAAAAUUUAAUGAAAUUGCACGACAAGUUGGAAUUACUAGCAACCGGUGUCUACUUCUUGACUGUCCACUGCGAUGGAACUCCACAUACAUGAUGCUUGAAACAGCAAUUGAGUACAAGGAUGCCCUCUGUCUUCUGCAAGAGCAUGAUGCACCCAACUCAAAUGGUUUAUCUGAGACGGAGUGGGAAUGGGCUUCUUCUGUUGCUGGCUACAUGAAAUAUUUUCUUGAAUUUACGAACAUCAUUACAGGGAAGAAAUGCCCGACUUCUAACAUAUAUUUUCCAGAAAUAUGUGAUAUGCACCUUCAAUUGAUUGAGUGGUGUAAAAGCUCUGAUGAUUUUCUUAGUUCUUUGGCUUUGAAGAUGAAGCUUAAGUUCGACAUAUAUUGGAGCAAGUGCAGCUUAGUUUUGGCUAUGGCAGCAAUUCUGGAUCCUCGUUUCAAAUUGAAGCUGGUGGAGUACUAUUUUCAGCAGAUUUAUGGCAGUGACGCUCCUGAUCGUAUCAAGGAAGUUUCUGAUGGUCUCAGGGAAAUUUUUGAUGAGUACUCAAUGGGUUCAUCUAGGCUUGAGGAUUCAUCUCUUCCUGGCACCAGCACACCAAGCACCAGCAAUAGUUCUAGAGAUAAACUUAAAGGCUUUGACAAGUUUUUAUAUGAGACUACACAAAGCCAGAGUUUAUCAUCCGAUCUUGAAAAGUAUUUGGAGGAGCCUGUCUUCCCGAGAAAUUAUGAUUUCAGCAUAUUGAAUUGGUGGAAAGUCCACAUGCCCAGGUAUCCAAUCUUGUCUAUCAUGGCUCGUGAUGUUCUUGCGAUCCCUGUAUCAACUCUUUGGCCCGAAGUGGCAUUCAGCAAUGGCGGCAGGGUGCUUGAUCCGUACCACAGUUCAUUAAAUCCAGAGACUAGAGAAACUUUGGUCUGUGGACAAGAUUGGUUGAGGAUCGAACCUGAAGCAACCAGCCUGAUUUCUAGCAGUUUCCCCACACCAAUUUCAGCUGAAGCAAGUUGACGAUACCAUAAGGCUGUGCAGACUCUACUAGUUUUUCUCAGCGCCCUUUCCUUUCCCUUGUGUGCUCAACUACAUCAAACAUGAUAUGUGGAGGAUUUGCAUUUUGCUCUCCGUAUAUUUUGAUGAUCCCGGGAUUUAGUAGAUUUUUUUUUUCAUCUGUAGUUUGUGUUCGUAGUUAACUGGGUGUUUGUUGCUGAUAUUGAUCUUCUUAAGACUGGGGAAGUGAGUCAAGUUUACCUUUGAAUACUGAGCUGCUCUUUUCAGGAUAUAUGCUUAUUUGCAAUGUCGUGAUUGUAAUAUGUACAUGGGGCUGGCUAGUUUUGCAUAAUCUUGUCUGAGAUUGGUGUGUUUUGGUGGCCAUAGAUAUGAAAGAAUACCCAUUGAAUCAUGAUGAAUAUAUCAAGAAAAUAUUUGUUCAGAUAUCUCAUUGAAUA